Molecule: messenger RNA, 1401 nt
Organism: Saccharomyces kudriavzevii IFO 1802
Lineage: Eukaryota; Fungi; Ascomycota; Saccharomycetes; Saccharomycetales; Saccharomycetaceae
Product: putative glutamate 5-kinase
Exons: 1
Coding region: 1-1401 (466 amino acids)
Cellular component (GO): cytosol; cytoplasm
Molecular function (GO): ATP binding; glutamate 5-kinase activity; RNA binding
Source: RefSeq, a predicted model, not a curated record
AUGCCAUACGUGUAUAGUGUGUAUUGUGCAUAUGAAUAUUUAUUUCUAAUUUUUCGUCUUCGUCCCUCUCCCUCUCCCUCCAUCCUAUCCUGGCAAAGAAAAAAUAGGCGCAUUGAACGAAGAAUGACUAAAGCGUUUACCAUCGUAAUCAAGCUGGGCAGCUCAUCGCUUGUCGACGAGAGCACGAAAGAGCCAAAGCUGUCGAUCAUGACGCUGAUCGUCGAGACCGUGACGAAUUUGAAGCGCAUGGGCCACAAAGUGAUCAUCGUAUCCAGCGGCGGCAUCGCGGUUGGGUUGGACGCGCUCAACAUCCCGCACAAGCCCAAGCAGUUGUCUGAAGUGCAGGCGAUUGCCGCCGUCGGACAAGGCCGUCUCAUCGCGCGCUGGAACAUGCUGUUCUCUCAAUACGGUGAAGAAACCGCGCAAAUCCUGCUCACGCGUAACGACAUAUUGCGCUGGAACCAGUACAAUAACGCGCGCAACACCAUCAACGAACUGCUGGCCAUGGGCGUCAUCCCCAUAGUCAACGAAAACGAUACGCUGUCCAUCAGCGAGAUCGAAUUCGGUGAUAACGACACGCUUUCCGCGAUCACCGCUGCUCUCGUGGGUGCGGACUUCCUGUUCUUGCUCACGGACGUGGACUGCCUCUACACGGACAAUCCACGCACUAACCCGAACGCCCGCCCCAUAGUGCUUGUCCCGGAGCUAUCCGAGGGCCUGCCCGGCGUCAACACUUCCAGCGGUUCAGGCUCCGAGGUCGGCACGGGCGGAAUGCGCACCAAACUCAUAGCCGCCGACCUCGCCUCUAAUGCCGGUAUCGAAACUAUCGUGAUGAAGAGCGACCGGCCCGAGUACGUGCCGGCAAUCGUCGACUACAUUCAACACCACUUCCACUUCAACCCGCCCUGCUACGCCGGAAACGGCACGCAGCAGCAAUUCCUGGAGCUGCAGGAUGCGGAACUCGAACAGCUGCGCCACCACAACGUGCCCCUGCACACUAAGUUCUUGGCUAACGACAACAAGCACAAGCUCAAGAACAGGGAGUUCUGGAUCCUGCAUGGGCUCAUCACCAAGGGCGCCAUCAUCAUCGACGAGAACAGUUAUGACCGGCUCUUGUCCAAGGACAAGGCCAGCCUGACUCCAAACGCGGUGAUCGAGGUCCGGGACAACUUCCACGAACUUGAGUGUGUCGACCUCAAGAUUGGCAAACGACUGCCCAGCGGCGACUUGGACGACUCGCAGCCGAUUCAGUGCGUCGGGCGGGUCCGCUCCAAUUAUACCAGUUUGGAGCUUGCCAAGAUCAAGGGCUUGCCGAGUGAGAGGAUCCACGAUGUCUUGGGCUACAGCGUCAGCGAGUACGUUGCCCACAGAGAAAACAUUGCCUUCCCUCCGCAGUUUUAA